CAACAACGUUUAACCCACCAACACACAACAACAAUAAUAAAAGGUUGCUGUUGUUUGGUAUAGCGAGUUGAGUCGGGACUUGAGAGUGGAGCGAAGAAGAACACAACAACUAACACGGCUACAUGCGCGGGUAACAAAACCUCAUUAACCUGUAAAUGUGCCACUUUGGAUGUUAGUUAGGCGAUUACAUUCGUAGAGUGAGGGUUGUGUUUUUUUAACGGCGAAAACAUUAAUCCGGAUAUCGGCAAUCAGGCGGCGUGCGGUGAUCAUAGUGAUUAAACAGAGACUGUGCGUGGGGGAUGCGCGCUUUGUGAGUGCAUAUGAAUAAAGAUAAACGGGAGCUGUUUUAAAAUUUCCCCAAAAAUAUAAAAGAAAAACAAAAGGAUUAACGAAUCUUUCCGUAAAACAAAAAAGGAUAUACUUUUUUGAAUAAAGUUCUUAAAAAUGAAAAUCGUUAUAAAUAAAACAGUUGUCAUAUGGGCAUCAAUUAUUGCCCUUGCAAUUUUGGCCUUAACACUGGGUCUGGUAUUUGGCCUGAAAUCAGAUAACGAACCAACUAUCACAGGUGCCGUAGUGUCCAAUGGUAGAGGAUGUGCCGAAAUUGGCGGAAAAAUGCUUACCGAUGGUGGUACCGCUGUGGAUGCUGCCAUUGCCACUCUGCUUUGUGAGGGUGUCAUCUUAACCCAUAGCAUGGGUAUUGGUGGAGGUUUUGUGGCUACUAUUUAUACCAAAUCGAAACGUAAAAUCGAAACACUUAUCGCUCGUGAAUCGGCACCUGCUGCUGCCUUUAAGGAUAUGUUUGUGAAUCAAACUUCAGUUACGGGUGCGAAAGCCGGAGCGGUCCCAGGAGAAAUUCUUGGUUAUUGGGAAAUGCAUCAACGCUAUGGCCGUUUGCCAUGGGCCGUACUUUUUGAGCCUACUAUUAAACUUUGCCGUGAAGGUCACUGGGUAUCCAAGUACUUGGCAUCAGCAUUACGUUCUAAAGAGGAGCAAAUAAGAAAUGAACCAUCUAUGGCAGAAAUAUUUGUCAAGGAAGAUGGCAGCCUCUACCAAGAAGGUGAAUACAUGAAACGUUUGGCCUUGGGUGAUACUUUGGAAAGAAUUGCUCAAAAUGGAGUUGGAGAAAUGUACGAUGGUGGUGAGACAGGCAAAAUGUUUGCUGAGGAUAUACAGGCAAUGGGAGGCCUAAUAACGGAACAGGAUUUAAAGAAUUACAAGGUUAAAUGGGAGGAUACCAACCACGUGGUAGCUAACGUCACCGGAGGCUAUACUUUGUAUACCACACCUCUGCCCUCCAGCGGUGUAUUGCUGGCUUACAUUUUAAAUGUAAUGAGUGAAUUGUAUACCACAGAUCGUCCUGUGUACUGGCAACGUGUUAUGGAAACUUAUAAACAUGCCUAUGGUCGUCGUACAAACUUGGGUGAUAUGGAAAAUGACCCGGAGAUGUAUGAUAUCAUUAAGGAAACUUUUGAGAAACUAACUAGCGAUGAAUUCGCCGCAGAAACCCGCCAUCUUAUUUUCGAUAAUAAAACUUUUGAAGAUUUAUCCUAUUAUGGCGCCAAUUUCACAAUUGAAGAAGACCAUGGUACGGCUAACAUGGCAGUACUGGCUGCCAAUGGCGAUGCCAUUACAGUCACCAGCACUGUAAACAACUACUUUGGCUCAAAAGUACGCUCUAGACGUACUGGCAUUAUAUUGAAUGAUGAAAUGGAUGAUUUUUCAACACCCGGUUUAGUAAACUCUUUUGGAGUUCCCGCAUCUCCAGCUAAUUACAUAAGACCUGGCAAACGUCCCAUGUCUUCAAUGUGUCCAGCAAUUAUUUUGGAUAAUGAUGGUAAUGUGCGUAUGUUGGUUGGCGCUGCAGGAGGCACUAAAAUCACUACUUCGGUAGCCCAGACUAUAAUCAAAUAUCUAAUAUUCAACGAACGCCUAGAAGAGUCUGUCAAUGAUUGGCGUUUACAUCACCAACUCGUACCUAUGAGAGUUGAUGCUGAAGCCGAAGUACCUAUCGAUAUUCGUGAUUAUCUAUCUAAAGCUGGUCAUGUUCUCAACGUUUCACCAGAAGGCAGUGGCUUUGCUGCCUUAACAGCCAUUGGUGUUCGCACUGGAGUACCCGAACCUUUUUAUGAUCGCCGAAGGGUUGGUAGUACCAUAACUAUAUUUGCAGUCAAUAAAAUGCAACAUUGAUGAAAAACGCCCACUUGCCAUUUUUGUAAAAAAGUAAAGAAAAAUAAUCGGUAUUAAAUUCGUUAGUUAACUACUUAUUUCUAUGUGUGCAUGUUCCAAAGCAUACAUAUGUAAAUGCUCUGUAAAUAUGAUGUAAAAUUAUGCUGUACAAUGUAUUUUAAGUUAUUGGUACACUAAUUUGAUGUGUUAUGCCCGUUUUUUGUCAGUGUAGUAACUAUUCAGGGACGUUUAAUUUUAAGGACUUGAAAUACUGUAUUUGUGAUUUGUUUUUUACUCUACCCCAUACGAUUUUAUUACUGUAAUAGUUUUACUUAUAGUUUUUUGUAAAAUUAUAAAAAGAACAAUAUUAAAAAAAUUUCGUAAAACAUAAAUAACCUCAAAA
Molecule: messenger RNA, 2569 nt
Organism: Stomoxys calcitrans (stable fly)
Lineage: Eukaryota; Metazoa; Arthropoda; Insecta; Diptera; Muscidae
Product: glutathione hydrolase 1 proenzyme
Exons: 6
Coding region: 445-2187 (580 amino acids)
Biological process (GO): glutathione catabolic process
Cellular component (GO): plasma membrane
Molecular function (GO): glutathione gamma-glutamate hydrolase
Source: RefSeq, a predicted model, not a curated record